CUAAAUUAAAAAAAAAAUUAACAUGUUCUAAGCAUUUUCUAUUAUUUUUGUUUGGAGCAGUUUUUUUGUAUUUAUAUACGUUUAUUUUUAAACAAUCAACAAUGUCUAACGUCGACACUAUAGUACGGAAAUUGCGUUCGGAAGAAAUACCUCGGUUUGAGGCUAUGCUUUAUAACUACGAGACAACUUCGCUCACAGAUUUCAGAAAUGGCAAAAUACUGCCACAGCCCCCUAAAACAGUUUAUAAAGGGUCGCCCUGUGCGCCGCAACAUAAGAGCCGGUACGAGCCGCUUAAACACCUGGAGACUAUGUCGGAAUAUAUACAGAAAAUACCAUUUACAUUGUACAUGAAACCAAAAGAAAUUUUACACACGAAUCCGCAAGAUAUUCAGCAAUAUUAUGAGACGGGUGUGGAUAUGGAGCGUGAGGAAGCGAAAAGGACAAGACCAAGGGUCAUUAUGACACCUGGGGUCAUAAUCGACGAUACUGAUGAAAAGACGUACAAUCUUCUGGUAAAAGACAAGUACAUGUCGACCGCCAUGAAGGACUAUCAUGCCCACCCCGAGAUCGGCUGCCCUGUGGUGUCCCCUCUGGUUCCGGUCCCUGCCCCACCUUUGCCUAUAAAGAUCAAGAAGUACAAUCCUUACUAUCUGGUGUCGCCGGAGUGGCGGAUGGACUCGGUGACGUGGGACACGCGGCAGGACCGCUCCUGCUGCCAUCCCACCAAGGAGUUCUGGACUAGGGGAAGGCCGAAAGACCAGCCCAUUGGCCAUAACAAAUAAAUAUAUAGUGCCGGACACACACAUGAGUGAAACAAUAAAUUAAUCUGAACGUUUAUUGAAAUGCAAACACCAUCUUAUAAACUAUACAAUGGGAUAACAUACAUUCUAACCUAGAAUAAUUUCUAACCUAAAAAAAUAUAUCACAUAAUGACUAAAACAAUUUCGAGUCACAGAUUAUUUAUUUAGUGUCUUUUAUAGUUAUUUAUCUUUUUUUUUAUAACCUUAGCCAAGUUUUUUUUUAAUUUUAUGUAGCCAUGUUUAGAACAUAUAUUUUUUUAAAUAAUUUUGUGAUAGUUUACAUUGACAUUUUAAUAAAAGGUGUAAUUUUUCAAAGUA
Molecule: messenger RNA, 1118 nt
Organism: Plodia interpunctella (Indianmeal moth)
Lineage: Eukaryota; Metazoa; Arthropoda; Insecta; Lepidoptera; Pyralidae
Exons: 5
Coding region: 102-782 (226 amino acids)
Source: RefSeq, a predicted model, not a curated record